GCAUCUUUAUACGAGUACAGCGUAACCGAAGAUGCCGUGAGUAGUGUUGUUCAGAGUUCGAAGACGACUGAUGAAUAUUACAGGUUUGAUAGACUUAAGACAUCUGAUGGUAGCUCUGAUACUGUGGUUGGUGAGACUGCCGAGGAUAGGAUUGCCAGCCUCCACGAGGUUGCAUCAGAUCUAGAAAAUCAUGAUGCGAAUACCUCGUCUCCUCUGCUGAGCCGCAGUGCUUCAAUAAGGUCAGAGAUCCGAUCUAAUGGAAUUGAGUCACCUGCUGUUAGUCGAAGUGGCUCUAUCAAGUCCACUGCACCAAGUCGAAGUGGCUCUAUCAAGUCCACUGCACUAAGUCGAAAUGCCUCCAUUAAGUCCACUGCACUAAGUCGCAGUGCCUCUAUUAAGUCCGAAGCUCCAGCAAAAGACCAUGAAGAAACUACUCUAAGCCGAAACGCUUCCAUCAAAUCAACUACUUCUAGUAAAAGAGCUUCUAUCAAAGCGGCUUUGCUUAGUCACAGCGCCUCUAUUAAGUCGGAAGCUCAAGAUGAAGUAAUCAAUGGAGAUGCAGGUUCCGUACACGAGGAAAAAGUUCUAAGUCGCAGUGCUUCUAUCAAAUCAACUGCCUCCAGUCGAAGGUCUUCUAUUAAGAGCACAACCAACGGGGGUUCAACAGAAGCAGAAUUUGAGGAACGCGUAAAGAAAAAUAUAAGCAAGUUCAAGAAUGAGAAAUCGAUGACCAACGUUGAGGUUCUGAAAAAUCUAGAAAAAGAGGAGGGGGAGGACCAGCCCAGUGUUAAGAAGCUCUUGGCUUGGGCGAAAGGAACCCGUAAAGCUAAGACUGAGACGAUGGUUGUAAGGCAGAAAAAGCAUGAAGACAAAAUUAGACAAGCCGUUGAUAUAGGAGGAGUUAACUUGGUUCUAGCGGAGAAGGAAACUGUUCUUCAAGGUAGUAUUCUGUUUCAUUUUAUAUACAGGGUUACCCACAAAGAAUGA
This is a messenger RNA of Eurytemora carolleeae, 987 nucleotides long. RefSeq lists its product as uncharacterized. The record is from RefSeq and is a predicted model, not a curated record. NCBI's taxonomy places the organism in Eukaryota, Metazoa, Arthropoda, Copepoda, Calanoida, Temoridae. The annotation marks the transcript as partial. The transcript has 7 exons.